AUGACACCCAGAAAGCGUCCUAUUAGGAGGAAGGGACGUUGUAGACGCACUUCAACCUCUACGUGCCCGAAGGAAGGGCGGAGGUCUCAAAGGGCGGAAGCGGAAACGGAGGUUACAGACACUGGCUCUAGAGCUGGGGACAGAACUGAGGCCUCCGCAGAACCAAAGACGCCGGCUGAGGAGCUUUUAUCGCUUGCACCCAUUCAAGCACCUCCGUCAGCCUGCGUCACAUUUUGCGGAUGGCAACCGAAUACUGUGAAAACGGAAUUAGCAAUAUUCCUAGGUGCAAACAAACCAUCGAACAACAUCUCAACUGCCAACAAGCGAAAAUCGGCCAAGCAUAAGUCCAGUCGCAAGUCUAAGCCUGUUGGAAGUUCAUUCAAUUUACUGUCUACGGCCGGUGACUUCCGCAGCGAUGCUGAGAAAUUUGAGAACGCCACCAUUAACGAACAUAUUGAGAAAUAUCGGGAAAUGAAACUCACGCAGCUAAACAAGAAGAGCUUCAUUAUGGCUCCCAAACUGCCAAUCGCCACCCUGGACAUCAGCGCAGCUGCUGGAGAUCUGUCCAAGUACGUAAGCUCAGAGGAAGAUUGUUCAAUGUCCGUUUUUUCUGUUAAGGCCAGUAAAUGCUGCCUUAGACUCCCGAAUAAAAUGGCUUAAAACUCAUAGUGAGUCGAUGCUGCAUCGGUAAGUUAGUGGUGAUUCCAAAACUUUUAGGCUUCUUCCAGAGCGCAAACUGAACUAAGUCCAAAAAGGCUGCCAAUCACAACUCCCGUGACUCUGUGAGGAAAGCAACUGAUUUAUAGUUGACAGUACGUUUGCUGGCAGAACUUCGGAUUUCGUCAAGCCUCUUAAUCUUGAAAUAUAAUCUGGACCUUAAUUUUACUGUUUUGGCUUGAACCGAAGUACGUGAACCUUGGUAGGCCUCAGCUGUCCUUCUUGAGCAGCAUAACUAAUACUCAAGUUCUCUGACUUUACAAUCAUUUAUAAUUAAACUGCAAAGGAAUCCGACGAGAAGACUUUCCGUCUUAGAAAGCUACAAUAAGCAUACUGGGCGUGGCGUCAAUCAAAAUUUGGAAGUAAUCUAACUGCGACAAUGCCCUGCUUUUCUUUCUUAUACUUACAGGGCUCUGAAAAAGAUUUUUUGACGUUCAGCUCUAAUUUAUAUUCUAACCUCGCUUCUCUUAACAUGUGAGCUAUCUGUGUUUGUAGAACUAAUGGAAGUUGACAUCCUCCUAUUUUAAUCAUUAAGGCAGCUGAAGCUCAGUGUGCCACAUGGGAACGACAGUGGAAUUUUGCCCCGUCUGCCGAAGCUAGUUGAGCGCUGA
Molecule: messenger RNA, 1328 nt
Organism: Spirometra erinaceieuropaei
Lineage: Eukaryota; Metazoa; Platyhelminthes; Cestoda; Diphyllobothriidea; Diphyllobothriidae
Source: the annotation of a GenBank genome assembly